This is a messenger RNA of Cucurbita moschata (crookneck pumpkin), 1515 nucleotides long. RefSeq lists its product as uncharacterized. The coding region runs from base 991 to 1404 and encodes 137 amino acids. Lineage: Eukaryota; Viridiplantae; Streptophyta; Magnoliopsida; Cucurbitales; Cucurbitaceae. The transcript is spliced from 3 exons. The record is from RefSeq and is a predicted model, not a curated record.
CAACGUGUGGACAUGACCUUUUGGUCGAAGAUAUAUAUCUUAACCUAUUGAGCUAUGCUUACGAUAUCUCAAGUUGGCAUAUCAGCUUCACCUUAGAAAUAUGGGUAUCAAUUUUGUUGUUGUUGCUGCUGCUUGUAUAUUGAACACUGUUCUAAUAGUCCGAGUUGGGAAGAUUUCUUUUAUCUAGUUGAGUACAAGAGAGAAGGGAAAACAAAAUUUACUGUUUUUACUUUGGCCUUCCUCCCACCCUCCUGUUUUAUGUAACACGCUUAUAAUGAAUUCCCUCACCAGCUGGUGAUCCCAAAUCUGAUCUAUUUGCUUGUUGAAGACAGGCAAUGAUAGGAGAAGCCAAGAGGUGUUACUGAUAUGAACAUUUAUUGCUAUAGUAGAAAGAAUGAGCUCUUCCAUCUAACACCACCUUGUGAGGCCUCCAAUACACAAGAAGUUGGGUAGCAAACAUGGAGGGUCCCCCAACCAGCUAGCAAACCGAGUGAAAAUCAGUAACUUUACUACUACCACAAUUAAUAGUUUAGUACUUUGCUCAUUUGGGUUCACUGUUAGUAGAUGAAAAUAGUGAUAUGGAUUUUAAUGAGUCGCAAUAUGUCAUGUUCACGCAAGUUGAUUGUUGAGGGGAUUCGAUUCCCUUUCCCUUUUCUGUGUUAAGCUUCUUAUGGAUUUCCUGAACAGUCUGUCUACGAAUUGAGAUGUUUGGGUUAUAGAUAAGGUUUGGAUAUUUCGACCAUAAAAAGAUUAAUCAGAAUCGUUGGCUUAUUAAAACUAUGAGCCAAACGUUUCUUCGACGUUGUUUAUGUUCCUGUAAUGCAGCUGGCCCCGCGAAAGAGAUGCCCGACGACUGCUGAACUGAUGGUCUUAAACAACACACAGAUGCACGGAUGAGUACCAAUGACUUAGCUUAGCUAGUUGAGAGCCUGAUAGAUCCUCUCCCAUGUACGACAAUACAGUUCUUUUGUAGCUCCGAGUAUAGACAACAUGGAAGUAGCUUUGGAACUUGAAGAUGAUUUGUUCUUCGCUGAUUUAAGCAGACAGCUGUCUCUUCUUCUCAUGGAUGACAACGAAGACCCUCUCCCUCAUCAUCCUCAUGUUUCUCUUCAGGCUCUCGCUCAUGGAGGCCACCAGCCUGCACGGCCACUGGCGGUGCAUGACCAAGCUGCCGCUGCUAUUGUCGUUGCCUACAGUGGCGUAAGCAAAGGCACCGGCGUGUUCAUCCCUCGGUCUUUGCAGCCUGCAAGAAAACAGAGGCGUGGAAGAUACAACAACAUAAAGGCAAACCGACAGUUUCCAAUCGCUAUUGAUGUGAAUUCACAAGUAUCCAACAACAAUUCGUUGCGUCCCAAAAAGGGUCAAGGAUUCGAGGAAUUUGAGGAAAAGGGUAUCAGAAUUUAGAUUAAAAAAAUAAUUCUUUCACCAAGUAUUUAAGUAUGGUGAUGCCUGUACAUGGAAGAAGCUAUAGUAUUAGCUCUAUUAAUUACUGGGUUUUCAUUGGUUUAUGUGUUC